GAAAAAAAAACUUUCUUUCUCUGGCCUUGAAUGCAAUUGGAUUUAAUCCCACUCCUUUUUCACAUUUGGUUUCAAACCUUUUACUUUCUUUCUCUUUCCCUCUCUUUAUUCCUUUCUUUGGAUUCUGUAUUGGCAUUGGGAAAAAAAUGGGAGGUAGGAGCACUUGAGUUUAUAGAGGACUCUUUUGGUUCAUUUGCAAGUGAUAUGCAUUGAAAAAUCAAAUCUUUUUGAGGGUUUUCCCCGUUGGGAUUUGUUUUGUGGGUCUGGAUUGAACAACUUUCUUUCGGCAUUUAAGCUCGUUGAUCGGACUAGGGUUCACAGUCUGUGCACGUAUUAUCUGGGGAUUUGAAAUUAAUUGGGGAGUUCUCAUGUACUCUUAAUGGUGGUGAUUGUUGCUUCAGUUAGAAGUUCUUUGUUGGAUUUUUCUUUGUGGUUUUUUAGGUGUUUUGGGAUGUGGGUUUGAAAUUUCUUCUUCUGGGGUUUCUUCUUCUUUUUUCUUUUCUUUAUGCAUACGCUAGUGCUUGUUUUCUUUACCAGUGUUAAUUAGGGUUUUGCGUUCCUUGGUCUCUGGUCUGGGUAUAUGAUUUCAUGUGGGGACAAAGGAUCUCGGUGGGUUUUCACUGGUGUUAAUUGCUUCACUUGCACGUUGGGCCUUUUUUGUGAGUUUGUGAUUUGUUUUUGGGAUGUGGGUGUGAAGUGUCUUCAUUUGGGGUUUUCCUUCCUUUCUAUAUAAGGCAGAGUGUGUUUUCUAAUUAAUUUAGAGUCCUUGUUCCAGGAAUUGAGCUUCAGUUGGGGAUUUGUGGAUCUCAACUAGUCUUGGUGGCAGUGAUUGUUGCUCCACUUGCAAGAAAUUAGAGUGGUGCUUUGUGAUUUCUGAUGUGUUUUGGGAGGUGGGUGUGCAAAGUUUCUUAUUUUGGCCUUCUUCUUACUUCUGAAAAGCAGUGACAGAGCAAUCAUGUCAAAUUGAACAAGUUUAUGGUGGUGUUGGCCUUGAUUUGAGUUGGGUGUCUCCUUUGGCUUCGGUAAUUGUGGUAUUUGAGAUUUUUCCAAUGACUUUCCUCAAUUGGGUAUUCCUGGCUUUCUUUGUUUGUUCAUCUCUGGGUCUUGAAAUCCCCAGCCAAACAUGUCAUCCAAAUGAUUUGCUGGCUCUGCAAGAACUUGCAGGAAACCUUACAUAUGGGUCCAUUAUUUCAGCAUGGUCCAAUGAAUCCAUAUGCUGUAAAUGGGAUGGUGUUGCCUGUGAAAAUGGUGGUAAUGGAUCAGUUGCAAAUAGAGUGACCAUGCUUAAUUUGUCCAAAAAAGGUUUGAAGGGAGUGAUUUCGAAUUCUUUGGGCAGAUUGGAUUGGUUGAAAGUGCUUGAUCUUUCGCAUAAUCGUCUCGAAGGCGGAUUGCCCACAGACCUUUCAAAUUUGCAGCGGCUAGAAGUUCUUGAUCUGAGUCAUAACUUGUUGGUAGGACUUGUAUCUGGAGUGCUUGUUGGAUUGAAAUCCAUCCAAUCACUGAACAUUUCUAGCAACUCAUUCAAUGGGGACUUGCUGAAUAUUGGGGGAUUUCCAAAUGCUGUUGUAUUCAACAUCAGCAACAAUUCAUUUUCUGGAGAAUUCAAUUCUCAGAUAUGCAGUUCCUCCAUGAGGAUUCGGAUUAUUGAUUUAUCCAUGAACCAUUUCACUGGAGCGCUUGAAGGCUUGGACAAUUGCAGCAUAUCUCUGCAGCAGUUGCAUUUGGAUUACAAUUCUCUGUCAGGGCACAUUCCGGACUCAUUGUAUUCAAUGUCUUCUUUGGAGCAGGUUUCACUCUCUUCCAACAAUUUCUCUGGCCAGUUAAGCAUGAAACUCAGUAAUAUAUCUAGCCUUAAGACCUUAGUCAUAAAUGGGAACCGAUUUUCGGGUCCCCUACCUAAUGUAUUUGGGAACUUAACACAUUUAGAACAGCUAGUUGCACAUUCAAAUUCGUUCCUUGGACCCUUGCCUUCCACACUGGCACUCUGCGCAAACCUACGGGUGCUUGAUCUUAGGAACAACACUUUAUCUGGCUUUAUUAAUCUUGAUUUCACUCAAUUGCCUUUUCUUUGUACUCUUGAUCUUGCAAGUAAUCAUUUUUCGGGUCCCCUGCCGUAUUCAUUGUCUAGUUGUCAGAAAUUGAAAAAAUUGAGUCUUGCGAAGAAUGGGCUAACUGGCCAGAUUCCUGAGAACUAUGCCAACCUCAGAUCCCUUUCAUUUCUAUCUUUGUCGAACAACAGUUUCAUGAAUUUAUCUAGAGCGUUAGAUGUUCUGCAGCAGUGCAGGAAUCUCACCACUCUCAUCCUAACAAAGAACUUCCAUGGAGAGGAAAUCCCAAAAAGUUUGAGUGGGUUUGAGAGCUUAAUGAUUUUUGCACUCGGGAAUUGUGGCCUGUAUGGCCAGAUCCCAGUUUGGUUAACUUAUUGCAGCAAGUUAGAAGUCCUCGAUUUGUCUUGGAAUCACUUGGAUGGCAGUAUCCCUGAUUGGAUUGGUCAGAUGGAAAGUUUGUUCUACUUGGACUUCUCGAAUAAUUCGCUUGUGGGUGAAAUUCCAAAGAGUCUGACUGAGCUAAAGAGCCUCAUUUCCAUAAACAACAGUUCAUCCAAUCUUAACACUACCACUGGCAUACCUCUGUUCGUCAAGCGAAAUCAAAGUUCUACUGGUUUGCAGUACAAUCAGGCUUCAAGUUUUCCUCCGUCUAUAUAUUUGAGCAGUAAUAAAUUAAAUGGGUCAAUUUGGCCAGAAAUUGGUCAAUUGAAACAGCUCCAUAUCUUAGAUUUGAGUAAGAACAACAUAACUGGGACCAUCCCUAGCUCCAUUUCGGAUAUGGGGAACUUGGAAGUUCUGGAUUUGUCAUGCAAUGAUCUUUAUGGAGUGAUUCCUUCCUCAUUCAAUAAGCUCACUUUUCUGUCGCAGUUCAGUGUGGCUAAUAAUCACUUGCAGGGAGCAAUUCCAACUGGGGGCCAGUUCUUAAGCUUUCCCAACUCAAGCUUUGAGGGCAACCCUGGACUUUGUGGGGGGGUUGUUUCUCCUUGCAAUAUGGGACUUCAACCAGCCAUCCAACCUGGUUCCAAUAGUAAAUUUGGCCGAAGCAGUAUCGUUGGAAUAACGAUUAGUAUAGGAGUUGGGAUUGCAGUGCUCUUGGCCAUUGUUCUUGUUAGAAUGUCAAGGAGGGACGUGGGAGAUCCAAGAGAAGGAUUCGAUGAGGAUAUCAGCAGGCCGCACAGGUUAUCUGAAGCGUUUGGGCCUUCAAAGUUGGUGCUUUUUCAGAAUUCGGAUUGCAAGGAUCUCACAGUGGCAGACUUGUUGAAUUCUACAAACAACUUUAGCCAAGCAAACAUCAUUGGUUGUGGAGGAUUUGGUCUGGUUUACAAAGCUGACUUGUCUAAUGGUAUGAAAGCUGCAAUCAAGAGGCUUUCUGGGGACUGUGGGCAGAUGGAACGUGAAUUCCAAGCUGAAGUUGAAGCCCUUUCAAGAGCUCAGCACAAGAACCUUGUCUCUCUUCAAGGGUAUUGUCGGCAUGGGAAUGACAGGUUAUUGAUCUAUGCAUAUAUGGAGAAUGGAAGCUUGGAUUAUUGGCUACAUGAGAGGGUCGAUGGAAGCUCAGUGCUUAGGUGGGACACGAGACUGAAGAUAGCCCAAGGUGCUGCUUGUGGAUUAGCUUACUUGCAUAAGGAGCCCAAAAUAGUCCAUCGAGAUAUUAAAACCAGCAACAUCCUUUUGGAUGAGUGUUUUGAAGCUCAUUUAGCUGAUUUUGGGCUCUCAAGGUUACUUAAUCCUUAUGAUACCCAUGUGACGACAGAUUUGGUUGGGACCUUGGGGUAUAUUCCUCCUGAAUACAGUCAGACAUUGACAGCAACUUUCAGGGGUGAUGUUUACAGCUUUGGUGUUGUUCUUCUUGAGCUUCUUACAGGUCGACGACCCGUGGAAGUCUGCAAGGGAAGAAACUGCAGGGACUUGGUGUCAUGGGUGUUUCAGAUGAAAUCUGAGAAGAGGGAGGAGGAAAUAUUUGAUUCAUCGAUAUGGGAUAAGAAAAGGGAGAAAAAACUUCUAGAGGUGCUUGGUGUAGCUUGCAAUUGUAUAGACCAGGAUCCAAGGCGAAGACCCUCUAUUGAUCAAGUUGUUUCAUGGCUUGAUUUAGUGGGAAUAGGGGAUAGUAGACAAUGAUAUUUAUUAUUGUGUUUUCUUCUCAGCGAGCUCACUUUCUUUUGAGUUUUGAAGAGAAAAACAUAACUGUAGAGAGAGUAUUGAUAAAUUUACUUCGGUUUUCCCUUAAACACUGCUUUGGUAGUGGAUAAUGAGAAGUCUGGAUUCUGUAUAUGUAGGCCAACUUGGCCAUAAUUUUUCAGCUGAAAU
This is a messenger RNA of Ilex paraguariensis (yerba mate), 4355 nucleotides long. The record is from the annotation of a GenBank genome assembly. Lineage: Eukaryota; Viridiplantae; Streptophyta; Magnoliopsida; Aquifoliales; Aquifoliaceae.